GCUCGUGUCCUCGAUCUGCGCAGAAGGGGAAGCAGGGGCUCAGUCUGGAGAGCGCUCUAGACAGCGGAGGGUCACAACAGGGCAGAGGAAGGGGACGGACUUCUGAUAGGGAGGCCCUUCCUGUUUCCAGCAUUCUGACGUCUGUUUGCAAGGCAGCACUUUGGUAAACUGAGUGGCCCUAAGAGCCUGGGAAAGCCGUCAGUUUGUUUUGUAGUUUGAAGGGCGCCGAGUCCGACCAUGUCAACAUAUUGUUGACCAGACAGCGAAAGCUUUUUUUCUUGCAAGUGAAUAAGUGGAGUUUGUGACGGCUGUGUUGGCUUGCUGUUACGACGUCGGGAUUUGAGAAGGAUGGAGCUUUUGGAUAUCGACAACUGACACCUCUCCUCUUUCUAAGAACGUCCUGGGUCGUGGCCCUUUCUUGUGGAGGGCAUCUAGGGCAAGACGCGUUUAGAGAUUUGGAUACGGCGAGGGUUCCGACACGCCUAGGGUUAGACUUCAGGUUGCAGGCCGACGGUGUGACGAGCACCGGAAAACAUAGCAUUGGUAGAAAGCAUCUAGGGUUCAAGGAAGCAGGUAGUUCAGAGCAGUCGCUGGUUAAGUUCAGAUUUGCUCAGAGAUGGCCCGCCCCCCAAAGCCCGAGAUGCUCGCCUCCAGCUCUCCCACAUGCUCGAAGAACGUCACAGAGACUGUCAAUGGGAGCCAUCACUUCACAAUAAAUGGAUACUCUCUCGCCAAGGGCAUGGGCGUCGGGAAGUACAUCGCAAGCGACAUGUUCACGGUGGGGGGCUACCAGUGGGCCAUCUAUUUCUAUCCGGACGGAAAAAAUGCAGAGGACAACUCCAUGUAUGUGUCGGUCUUUAUCGCACUUGCGAGCGAGGGGCAGGACGUGAGGGCCCUCUUUGAGCUCACGCUGGUCGACAUGAGCGGGAAGGGGAAGCACAAGGUGCACAGCCACUUUGACAGGGCUCUCGAAAGCGGGCCGUACACGCUCAAGUAUCGAGGCAGCAUGUGGGGCUACAAGCGCUUCUUCCGGCGCGCCGCCCUCGAGACCUCCGACUACCUCAAGAACGACACUCUCAACCUCACUUGCACCGUUGGCGUCGUAGUGUCAACCACUCAGUCCCCCGAAAAGUUCAUCAUUCCCGUCCCUGAGCCACAGCUAGGGAUGCACUACAGCCAGCUCUUGGAGUCGGGGGAGGCCUCUGACUUGACACUAGAAGUCGACGGAGAGCAGAUCCGGGCCCACAAGCUGAUCUUGUGCGCGCGCUCCCCGGUGUUCAAGGCGCAGCUCAUGGGGCCCCUGCGGGAGAAGAGCAACACGCUACAGAUUGACGAUGUGCAAGCCCCAAUCUUCCGGGCGCUCCUCCACUUCAUCUACACGGACGCCCUCCCCGACUCCGAGACGUCCUCCAGCUCCUCCAGCAGCAGUUCCUCCACCAUCAUGGCGCAGCACUUGCUCGCCGCCGCCGACCGGUACGGGCUCGACCGCCUGCGGCUGAUCUGCGAAGCCAAGCUGUGCGAGGGCGUCUCUGUGGACACCGUGGCGACGACGCUCGCGCUCGCGGAGCAACACCACGCGGCGCAGCUCAAGAAGGUCUGCCUGCAGUACGCAGCGCAGAACCUCAACCCCGUGAUGAAGUCGGAAGGCUUUGAGCACCUGAGCGUGAGCUGCCCGGGGCUGCAAGCAGAGCUGCUGCGCGCGGUCGCCGGGAUGCCCGACGGGAUGACGCCCGACGACCUCACGAGCUCCCAGAAGGGGGCCGCGAGCGGGUCCCGCAGCGUGUGGGCCCAGGCGGCCGACGGGGCCGAUGUGAAUGGGCGGCGGGUCCGGCAGAAAACAUGACGCAGCAUCAUCGUUCUGGGAAUAGUCACUGUAGGUCAGAAGCGUCUUUGCGGUGUGUGGUAGUAGACUCUCAUAAGGGGUUGGGUCGGGCCAGCGCUCAUGUAUAGCGUCGAGCGUGCACCCCGCUUGUAGGAAGCAGGUGCAGGCAGCACUUUGCAGCGAGGGCCUUAGGGGAGGGUGACAUUGAAUCUUCACAGCUGUGAACUGAGACUUUGCAAGUCUCGGCGCAGAUCCAAGUUCGGCUGUUGUGCAUUCCUGGCUGUGCGCGAAGAAACGAAAUAAUGACGUCUGUGUUGCACCUCCUUGCUAGAUGAGGCAGGGUGUUUGGCUCUUACGAAGAGCUGAAAACCGUCUGGACACAAUGCUAAGAUCCGAUACUUCUCUAACGAUUCCGGCCUGCUAAAUUCCUCGAAUUGUGCUUUGCUAAGUCCCUCACCUUUUCA
This is a messenger RNA of Klebsormidium nitens, 2286 nucleotides long. The record is from the annotation of a GenBank genome assembly. Lineage: Eukaryota; Viridiplantae; Streptophyta; Klebsormidiophyceae; Klebsormidiales; Klebsormidiaceae.